This is a messenger RNA of Cyphellophora europaea CBS 101466, 1068 nucleotides long. RefSeq lists its product as uncharacterized. The coding region runs from base 1 to 1068 and encodes 355 amino acids. The record is from RefSeq and is a predicted model, not a curated record. The transcript has a single exon. NCBI's taxonomy places the organism in Eukaryota, Fungi, Ascomycota, Eurotiomycetes, Chaetothyriales, Cyphellophoraceae.
AUGGCUGUCUCGCAGAAUGCGUCCCAGCCCAGCGAGGGAGAUAUAGACCCAAACUCGACCCUCCUGAUCCGUCUCUGCAUCAGCACUGUCCCUGCCUCGCGCCGCCAGCACCAGCUCUCCGAUUCCGAAAAUCUUGCCAUGCGAGAUCACGGUACGACAUUCCAGUCGAUCGACCUGCUGGCGGAGGAUGAUGCCAGUCACGGAAAUGCCAAGCCCGCCCAAAACGAUACGACCCGGGACCAGGUCAUGAACAUGUCGUUAGACCAGCUUGAGUUGCUGUGCAGGCGGGUCCAGCAGCUGGAGCUUUCCAAUUAUGGUCUACUGAAGACAAUAUACGGUCCCCAAAUAUCUGCCGCGCCCUUCUCCUGGUUCAAUGGCCAUAGUCCCGCAUCGCGACUGGAGGUGGGCUCCGAGGCUUAUCGCCGGCUGCUAUAUGACCAGUAUCGGAAGAUGAUGUCAACCGCGAGAAACCCAGAGAUACAUCAUCUGCAGCCAACCUCUCCAGCGGGGGCUAGCGUGCUCCGGGAAUAUCAGAUGCAGUUGACGGUCCAGGCACAGCACCAGCGUGACCAGAGACCCAACUCUGAACCAAAAGACCAGAACCGUGAAAAGUCUCGGUUACACGCGCCAUUCCGAGUCAGUAAGACAGCUCUUCGCGCUUACAAGCGCCACAUGGACUGCUGGGAUGCAGGCAUCCGACGCCCGUUCGAACAAAAUACUGCCCUGACAGACUAUCAGAUCCAGCUCAUGGCACUGGAGGAGCAAAACCAAAGGCGGCUGCUUGCGAUCCACAACCACACGGAGUCCAGAGACAAGGAACAGUUCCAGAUGGCGCAAUAUGAAGCGCAACUUUCGGCGCUCAAGGACAUGAAUGACCGGCAGAUGUCACAGCCAUCCGCGCCGGGCGAGCCCGCGGUGUCUCCCGUCGACUUCACGCGCGAUAAUCUCGACUUGGACACUAACAUUGUCGAAAGCAUCGAAGAUCAGACGCAAGAGCUGACCUUGGGUUCGCCACGUGCCAAGCCUCGACCAACGAAGCGGAGAAGUCGUCGGCCGGCCAGGAGCUAG